AUGCACGCAAAUCAAGACCCAAAUGGCAAUGAUACAGUAGAUGAAGGUUUGAAUAGUAACCAGCUUCUUGAAAAAGCAGGAGGGUAUGGAAGAAUGCAGUGGUAUAUCCUGUUGUACGUUGUUAUCUGCAGACAAGGAUUAAGCUUUAUCCUAUUCAGUCUUCCAUUUUCAGAGAUUGUUCCAAGAUUGGAGUGCUAUGACCAAUCUUCAGGAGCUUUCUUAGAAUGUACUAAAGACCAAAUCUGUAUGGGAGACACUCUAAUCGAUAGGAACUUAUGGCGCCCAGAUUUCUCAAACUACAGAAGCUUCAAGAAUUGGAUGACAGAGCUUGAACUCUACUGUUAUAGUGACUUCAUGAUUGGGCUUCUCGGCUCAGUAGUAUUCAUUGGCUUUGCCCUUGGUGGAAUUGUACUCAAACAAUCGGAUACAUUCGGCAGAAAAAAAAUCAUCUUGAGUGGAUACAUUUUAGCAUGAGUAUGCUCGAUAAUACUCUACUUUUGUAAGAAUAUGUAUGUUAUCUAUGUAACACUGUUCUUCAGUGGAUUUUCGUUCUACAAAGAUUUCUGAUUAUACAUUUACCUCCUCGAAAUCACCCCGCAAAAGUACCAAGUGUAUGUAGGAAGUGUGUUCCAAUCUUGUGCUGCAGUUUUAAGUGUCAUCCCUGUCUGCUUGUUUCUCAUUUUAGGUGGUGAAAAUCUGCAAGAUAUGUUCACAGUUGGAUUAGCUUUGUCCAUGGUCAGCCCAAUAAUGACUUUUUUCAUCCCUGAAUCUCCUAAAUAUUUGUAUGAAAAGAAGAUGUAUCCUGAACUGAGAGAAACAUUAUCAUCGAUUUCAGCUACAAAUCGUGUUGAAAUGGGUCAGUACUAUGUAAAAGGUGAAGUCUCACUUGAAAGUAUGGAGCUUCAAGAUCGUAAAUUUGUGAAAUUGAAUCCAAAAACCAGUCGUGAGAUAUCAGUCUCCCCAAGUUCGAACCAGAUCUCUGAAUCAUUACAAACGCCUUUGAUAAAUCACCACAAGGAGGAGUUUUCUAUCGUCAUGUACUUAAAAGAGAAGACGAGAUUGAUAAACUUCAUCAGUGUUGUUAUUUGUUUCUGCAUCAUAUCUUUCAACUACUACGAGAUCUCCUUCGCUCUAAAAUACAUCGAUGGUGACAUCUACAUCAACCUACUAAGCACAUGUAUCUCUGAAACACUAGGCAAUUUCUCAGGUUCGAUAAUCCAAAAAUACUUUGGAUCGCGACUAGGAAUGGUGGUCUGCUAUUGCCUUUCCUUCCUAUCAGUUCUGUGCCUCCUCUUCACAACAAAUCCAGGAGUGAUAGUCACAGCAGUGUUCUUCGGGAAGUUUUUUAUUUCAGGAGCAUUCAUUAUAGCUUACUUCAUAAACACAGAGAUGUUCUGAGCUCUGUUCAUCCCCUUCUCCUUCGCAGUGUGCAACUUCUGUUCAAGACUGUUUACAAUGAUGGCUCCCCAGGUCGCAGAGAUGAAGCCCAGACAGAUCUCUAUAAUCGUGUUCAUGGCUUUACUCGUAGUUGCAAGCUUGUGAGCACUGGCUAUAAGGAAUAGGUAA
Moneuplotes crassus is the source of this 1566-nucleotide messenger RNA. The record is from the annotation of a GenBank genome assembly. NCBI's taxonomy places the organism in Eukaryota, Ciliophora, Spirotrichea, Euplotida, Euplotidae.